CCGUGUGCACCCCGCUUCAUAGACUACCCAGCGCUCAGCCACCCUCCGACUCAUUCGAAUACAGUGAUAGUCAGCGUCGACUACACAAUCUCUUCAUUCUACCUAUUCCAAAUUCACUGGAGACCGUGUGUUAUCAUUUCGUUUAAGUUCACAUUACCUUUUUAAUCGAUUUCGAACCAGAUCCUCAUCAGAGAAAUCAAGAUGCCUUUCAAGCCAGUUGAGAACCCAAAGUGCCCAAAGUGCGGAAAGUCAGUGUACGCCGCUGAGGAGCGUGUUGCCGGUGGAUACAAAUUCCACAAGACCUGCUUCAAAUGUGGAAUGUGCAACAAGGCUCUGGACUCAACAAACUGCACAGAACACGAAAAGGAGCUCUUCUGCAAGAAUUGCCAUGCCCGAAAGUACGGACCCAAGGGAUACGGCUUCGGUGGCGGCGCCGGAUGUCUCUCCAUGGACACUGGAUCCCAUUUACAAACCGAUGGCGCCCCAAUAGAGAUACGCAACGGCGCUUGCCUGGAGCCGCGAGUGAUCGCCAGAGCCCCCGAGGGACACGGAUGUCCCAGAUGCGGCGGCUACGUCUACGCCGCCGAGCAGAUGCUGGCGCGCGGAAAGGGCUGGCACAAGGAGUGCUUCAAGUGCGGCAACUGUUCGAAGCGUCUCGAUUCGGUGAACUGCUGUGAGGGUCCGGACAAAGACAUCUACUGCAAAGUAUGCUACGCCAAGAAGUUCGGCCCCAAGGGCUACGGCUACGGCCAAGGAGGCGGAGCCCUCCAGAGCGAUUCUCUGGCCAAUGGAGAACUCGGACCCCGAACGACUGUCAUUGACACUUCCGUGAUCAAGGCGUCUCCUGGCCAAGGCUGUCCUCGCUGUGGAGGAGUCGUUUUCGCUGCCGAACAGGUGCUGUCGAAGGGGCGCGAGUGGCAUCGCAAGUGCUACAAGUGUCGCGACUGCACCAAGACACUCGACUCCAUCAUCGCUUGCGACGGUCCCGAUCGCGAUGUGUACUGCAAGACGUGCUACGGCAAGAAGUGGGGCCCCCAUGGCUACGGAUUCGCCAGUGGCGCUGGAUUCUUGCAAACGGACGGACUCACUGAGCUGGAGAUCUCUCAGAACAGACCCUACUACAAUCCCGACACCACGUCCAUCAAGGCUCCUGCUGGCCAGGGUUGCCCACGAUGCGGCGGCAUGGUGUUCGCGGCGGAGCAGCAGCUCGCCAAGGGCACAAUGUGGCACAAGAAGUGCUUCAACUGCGCCGAAUGCCAUCGUCCGCUCGACUCGAUGCUGGCUUGCGACGGACCCGAUCGCGAGAUCCACUGCAAGGCCUGCUACGGCAAGCUGUUCGGGCCCAAGGGCUUCGGCUACGGACACUCGCCCACCCUCGUGUCCACCAACGGUGAAUCCACGAUGGCCUAUCCGGAAGCCAGGCCCGUGACCGGUCCGAAGGCCGGAAAGGAGGGCGGCUGCCGAAGGUGUGGAUUUGCCGUGUACGCAGCCGAACAGAUGAUCAGCAAGAACAGAAUAUGGCACAGGAGAUGCUUCUCGUGCUGCGACUGUCGCAAGAGUCUCGACUCCACCAAUCUCAACGACGGUCCCGAUGGCGAAAUCUACUGCCGAGGCUGCUACAAUCGCAACUACGGCAUCAAGGGUGUGGGAUUCGGCCUGGGCGCCGGAGCUCUCACCAUGACAUAAGCGCAGAACCACCCGAGGAGCGCCACAAAUCACCUCAUUAUGCUUCUAGAGAUAGUCACCAAUUUAUACGUUUUAGCCCCUUCUGCCCAAAACACACACACGGAAGCAAUGCUA
Molecule: messenger RNA, 1800 nt
Organism: Phlebotomus argentipes
Lineage: Eukaryota; Metazoa; Arthropoda; Insecta; Diptera; Psychodidae
Gene: Mlp84B
Product: muscle LIM protein Mlp84B
Exons: 9
Coding region: 202-1686 (494 amino acids)
Biological process (GO): sarcomere organization; muscle tissue development
Cellular component (GO): nucleus; cytoplasm; Z disc
Molecular function (GO): actinin binding; structural constituent of muscle
Source: RefSeq, a predicted model, not a curated record